UAUACGAAUAUGGAGAUAAGUACAAGGAUGAAAAAUAUAAAAAUAUAUCUGGAUACUACUGCAAUCUAUAUAUACUCCCCGGCGAUAUAAAAAGCAUAGAAUGCUAUGCAAUGAACUGCGAGCUCAAAAAGCAGGAAAAUGGCAGCACUAGUGUUGUGUGGUAUGCAAGGGUGCUAGGAGAUGUAGAUGAGUAUACACACUGUGUGCCAAGCGAAGACUUCAAGAAAGAAACAGCUUUUAGUGAUUUUCAUUUCUUUGUUUCAGCAAUAGAGUCAAGAGAAUACAACAGGGAUAGUAGUUUGCAAAGCUUUUGGCUGAGCAACACUAGCCCAAACAAUAGUGGAGACGGCCAGACAUUUACAAUAAACGAUUUGCUGGAGGACAGAAAAAUUGAGACGCUUCCAGGAUUUAAGAACAUGGAAAACCUUAAGAAAGACCUUAUUAGCGUAGAAAAAUACCUAAAAAGGCUGGAAGACUAUAAGAUGAUUCUUGAAAGGCUGCAUGAUACAGACCCCGAACAGCUAAAAAAGAGAAAAAAGUCAUUGCAGAGCAUAAUAAGAGAACAAAAAAGUCUGCUAAAGGCGCUGCAAAUAGAGCUACACACGAAGGUAUCUAAGAGGCCAAAAAACACAGAGAUAAAUCUUAUAGUGUUCCGAAACAUGAACUCAACUAGGUCUAACCUAGGAGCACACAACGAGAUUCUUGAUGUUUUUAUUUCGACCUACCAAAAAAGGCAUUGA
This is a messenger RNA of Nematocida minor, 740 nucleotides long. RefSeq lists its product as uncharacterized. The annotation marks the transcript as partial. NCBI's taxonomy places the organism in Eukaryota, Fungi, Microsporidia. The record is from RefSeq and is a predicted model, not a curated record. The transcript has a single exon.